AUGGCAGGCCUUAUACAAACCGUUUUCUUGGUAUUUUUUAUGAUCGGAUCGCCUCUUUGUGGAUAUUUAGGAGAUCGAUUCAAUCGAAAACUCAUUGUGGUUGUUGGUGUAACAUUGUGGCUGGCUGCUGUGAUUGCAUCAACUUUUGUGCCAUCUGAGUACUUCUGGCUGUUUCUACUAUUCCGUGGAAUCGUUGGAGUUGGUGAAGCUUCCUACUCGAACGUGGUCCCGUCAAUGAUUUCAGACAUGUUUACCGGUACCAUUCGUAGUCGCAUGUACAUGAUUUUCUACUUUGCUGUGCCGGUCGGGAGGUCAGUGCUUUCGCCAUCAUUCCAGUUCCAACGGAUAUGA
Molecule: messenger RNA, 351 nt
Organism: Haemonchus placei
Lineage: Eukaryota; Metazoa; Nematoda; Chromadorea; Rhabditida; Trichostrongylidae
Source: the annotation of a GenBank genome assembly